Aspergillus bombycis is the source of this 1539-nucleotide messenger RNA. RefSeq lists its product as uncharacterized. Gene Ontology annotation, biological process: transmembrane transport. The record is from RefSeq and is a predicted model, not a curated record. The coding region runs from base 1 to 1539 and encodes 512 amino acids. The transcript is spliced from 2 exons. Gene Ontology annotation, cellular component: membrane. Gene Ontology annotation, molecular function: transmembrane transporter activity. Lineage: Eukaryota; Fungi; Ascomycota; Eurotiomycetes; Eurotiales; Aspergillaceae.
AUGGAGCUCCCACUGCCACACCAGGGUCAUCCAGAUCCAUGGCUGUUGAAUCAUUCUCCGUCUAAUGUCAGCUGUCUUGAAAAUGAAAGUGACGUAGCAAGAGAGUUGGCGAGGGAGUCUAGAGUGUCAUCCCAAGCACCGCAACAUCAUGGCAAACCCCCAGAGCUACCCACAUUAUUUGCAGAAAUUGUGUUUGUAGUACUCUGUUCGGUGGGACAGCUGCUCUUUGCAAUCGUGCUGGCAAACACUCUCGUCAAUCAGGUUACUUUGAUAGAUGCGUUGGGGCUUACUGGGUCAAAAUCCCCAUGGUUGAUCGGUUCUUUCUGUCUUGCCAAUGGUGUAUCUGUCGUGGUAUCAGGAUCAUUAGCAGACCUGACGAACCCCAGGUGGCUGACUGUGGGUGCCUUAGUCUGGCUCACAAUCUGGAACCUGAUUGGGGUGUUCUCCAUUACGCCAUCCCGGAUGGUGUUGCACUUCGUUGUACGAGCCAUGAUAGGCCUUGCAGUGGGUAUGAUACAGUCGACUGCAGUGAGCAUGUUGGGUCGCAUCUAUAAACCCGGUCAGAGAAAAACCAUGGUCUUCUCUUCCAUGGCAGCUAUGAUUCCGCUGGGAUUCGGUGUCGGCGCGCUUCAAGGUGGUGCCUUCAGUGCCCAUCUUCACUGGGUUUUCGGCUCUACAGCAAUUAUGUGUGCCCUCUGCGCAGUCGCUGCGUACUGGGCGGUUCCAACUCUCCCGCCAUCGUCUGGCCCGGCGGCUGAAGGCAAACUGUCUAUCAAGGACUUUGACUACCUUGGAGCAGCUGUUUCGGUGGGCGGAUGUGGACUCCUUAUCUUCGGACUAACACAGGGUGCACCCACUCACUGGACAUCAUAUACAUACGCAUUAGUCAUUUUAGGGGUAUUUCUCAUCGUUGCUUUCUACUUCGUGGAACGCUGGGUAUCUCGACCACUUAUCGACAACCGACUCUGGAAGACGCCGGGUAUGAUAUGGCUGCUGAUAUCAUAUUUCCUGGGGUACGGGGCAUUCAAUGGCGCGUGGAUGUUCUACGCAGUUCGCUUCUUUCUUACAAUCCAAGAGAAGCCCCCGAUCAUCGCAGCUCUUUAUUUCGUACCCCUUGCCAUAUCAGGAACAGUGGCUACAGUGUAUGAUUGCAUUCGCUUCAGGACCAGCAUUCUUCCUCCCGCAGACCUCCAAUACUAUGUACUGGGCACUGUCAUUUCCUGGCGUUAUCCUCGUAGCUUCGGGCCGGACAUGUCGUUUGCAGCCGCCUCAAUAUUUGUAACUUCCAACGUGCCGAAGUCCUUCCAAGGUUCGGCGGGCAGCUUGCUGGUCACCAUGCAGAAUCUGUCCUCUGCAAUUUUCACAGCCAUUGGGGAUACGAUUGGAGAGAGUGUCGCCAAAGGAGAGGGUUACAACCUGGACCUUGAGGCACUGCGAGCUAUCUGGUGGUUUAGUCUGGCAACAUCUUUGCUCAGCGCUUUGAUCUGUGGAGUUUUUGUCCGAAUCCCCAAGGCUGAGGAGAAGGAGCAUCUACAGUAA